CUCAGCAGUCAGCACAAUAUAUACACUUAAGUUAUACUAGAAAGUGACCCCAAAGAAAAAGAAAAAAAGUGUCAAUCAAUUAAGGUCAACUCAAGAGUUAGAGACAGAGAAGAACAAAGACAGAAGAGACUUUGUGACUUGAGAGGGAGAGAGAACAGAGAAAAGUCGUCUUUGAGGGUAAACCAAUGGAACCGGUGAUAAUCGGUGCGCUAAUAUUAGAUGUUCACGCUAAGCCGGCAACCACACCAAUCUCAGGAACCACCGUCCCUGGCCAGGUCUUGUUUACGCCGGGCGGUGUAGCAAGAAAUGUAGCUGAUUGCAUCUUCAAGCUUGGAAUUAAACCUUUCAUGAUUGGCACUUUGGGCCUUGAUGCUCCAGCCAAUGCACUGUUGAAAGAGUGGAAGCUCUCCACUGAAGGAAUCUUGAGACGUGAAGACAUCACUACUCCCAUUGUCUCCCUUGUAUAUGAUAUGAAUGGAGAAGUUUCGGCUGGUGUUGCUGGUGUUGAUGCAGUUGAAAAGUUUCUGACACCUGCGUGGAUCCAGCGGUUUGUAAAAAACAUAAGCUCAGCGCCUGUUCUUAUGCUAGAUGCAAAUCUUAGCACUCUUGCUUUGGAAGCAUCUUGUAAAUUGGCUGCAGAGUUCAAUGUUCCUGUAUGGUUUGAGCCCGUGUCAGUCACAAAGUCACGGAGAAUUGCCUCGAUUGCCAAGUAUGUAACGAUGGUGUCUCCGAACCAAGACGAACUCGUAGCAAUGGCAAAUGCUCUCUGCACCAGGAAUUUGUUCCACCCCUUUAAACCAGAAGAAAGUAAGCUUUCAAUCGAAGACAUGUUCUGCGUGCUAAAGCCAGCCAUUUGGGUUCUCCUUGAAAAUGGUAUUAAAGUAGUUAUUGUAACCCUCGGCUCAAAUGGAGCUCUCCUAUGCUCCAAGGAAAAUCCAACAAGGGCUCUUAACAUAAACCGAAAGCUCCCCAAAAGUGGAGAGAUUUUCAAACGUGUACAAUCGGUAUGUUCACCAAACCGGUUUUCUGAAUCCAGCCCGGGGCUUUUCGCAAUGCAUUUCCCGACCAUCCCAGCCAAAGUGAAGAAGCUCACUGGCGCAGGUGAUUGUCUAGUAGGGGGCACAGUUGCAUCGCUAAGCGAUGGGUUAGAUCUAAUCCAAAGUUUAGCGGUUGGCAUUGCCUCAGCUAAAGCAGCAGUCGAGUCAGAUGAAAAUGUGCCUCCUGAGUUCAAUCUAGAUCUUGUUUCUGAUGAUGCAGAGUUGGUAUACAAUGGAGCGAAGAUGUUAUUAGUUCAUCAGUCUAUGCUAUGAAGGAUUCAUGAUCUUGUUGGUUCUAUUACUAAAGAAUGUAGUUGGCCUCUGUGCUUUGCAAUUGUUUUUUUUUUUGCUCAAAAUAGAAAGCAAAUAUAAAAUUAACCUUUCUUAAAUACUUUCCUAAAUCCUAAAUCAAAUGCGAAUGAAGAACCUGUCUCUAAUCA
Molecule: messenger RNA, 1477 nt
Organism: Capsella rubella
Lineage: Eukaryota; Viridiplantae; Streptophyta; Magnoliopsida; Brassicales; Brassicaceae
Product: pseudouridine kinase
Exons: 8
Coding region: 186-1310 (374 amino acids)
Molecular function (GO): kinase activity
Source: RefSeq, a predicted model, not a curated record